Messenger RNA from Centruroides sculpturatus (bark scorpion), 816 nucleotides. RefSeq lists its product as uncharacterized. The transcript has 7 exons. The record is from RefSeq and is a predicted model, not a curated record. NCBI's taxonomy places the organism in Eukaryota, Metazoa, Arthropoda, Arachnida, Scorpiones, Buthidae. The coding region runs from base 1 to 717 and encodes 238 amino acids.
AUGUGUGGAAAGGAUCAGAAACACAAAAUGAAUUGCACUAUGUAUAGUCUGUCUGUUCUUACCAGCAAAAGUAAUAUUGAAGAUGAAAAAGAAAUCUCUUCAGUUUUUGAAUUAUGUUCAACCAUAUGUUUGAAUGUUCAUUUAAAGUUUAAUAAUCCAGAAGCUCAGAUUGCUUUAAAUAAACUAAAAGAGCUGAAAAGUAAAUGGCUUUCCCUUUCUCAAAAGAAAUCAUCAAGCAAUAGUCCAAAGCUUCAUACUGUCACUGAAGAUCGUAGUGCAAUUAUUGCAACAUUUGAUUACGUCUGGGACUGUAUUAAUUAUACAUGUGGACUUUUUGCUGAUGUAUUACACUAUGCAAAUCAUGGAAUUGUUUAUGCUAAGCCACAAAUAUUACCAUCUGAAACAUUCAUUAGCAGCAUUCUUCCAAAAGUGAAUGAGAAAAUAGGUGUUUUGUCUGAGAAAAUGAGGAUAUUAAUAUCAUCAAAUGAAUUAGCAAAUGGAAAUAGGAAAAUAAUUUCGGACAUGAAGGAUGCUUUAUAUUCGUACACGGACGGCAUCGGUAUACAGUUUCCUAUGUCUCCACCAAAAAUUGGAUUUACUAUUAAUGCAUUGAAAGAAUUUUUUGUAAUGCCUGAAAAUAAGCAACUACUGGAAAAUGGAUGUGCACAAUUGUUACAGUUUCAUUCAAAAUUAAAAAUGUUAAUGAGGCAUUCAUGAAGGAGUAUAUGUAUAUGUUGUAAUAUAUAAAUAUUUGUAAAGACAUUCAUCAUAAAAUACAUCUGUUAAUAAAGACUAAGAUAUUUGGAAUUGUAAAAA